UGAUCCUGCACGCUACCGCAGGCGGCUGCGUCCUAAAUGCCAAAUGCUCGCGCGUGAUAACAGCGCAAGGCAUAAUUCCGGGGGAAGAUAACCAACCAUUCGCGGUUCACCUGUGGAUAGAAGGGGCGUUGGCCGCGCCUGAUUCCAGGCCCCGAAAGCCAAAAUGAUCACCAACUGCGUCCACCCGCUCUCCCCGAGCAAACCCCUUCUUCGCCCUUCCACCUGCAACGGUUUCACGGGAUUCCCUGCUCUCUUAACUGCUCGUGGAUCCACAAGUCGUAGAGGAUUCAACGUCCGCAAGAGGAGGAGCUCUUGUAACGGGGCGAAAACCUCGUCAGGCUCUGUAGGAGUGGUGUGCGGUCUCUUGCCGGUGGAUCCCUGGGCACCAAACAUCGACUCCCAGAGCGUGGCCUCCCAGCUCUUCGCCGUCUCCCUCUUUCCCUACCUGGGGUUCUUGUACUACAUCACCAGAUCCAAGACCGCGCCCAGGCUCACCCUCUUUGGGUUCUAUUUCUUGCUCGCUUUUGUCGGAGCCACAAUCCCUGCUGGCAUAUAUGUGCACUAUGGAACCUCCUUGUCCAAUGUUGAUUGGCUGCAUGGUAGUGCGGAGUCCUUGCUUACUCUCACCAACUUGUUUAUUGUGUUGGGACUGAGAGAAGCAUUAAGGAAUGCAAAGGGUGCAAAAAAGAGCACAAAUCAAGUUGUUUCAGAAGUCAAAGAAAAAAGUUCUGUCUAGCGAAUAUAUGCUGUCUAUGUUAAGCUGCCAUUCUCAACUAUGCAAUGUCACUUUGUUCAUUGGUUGGGAUCAAUUAUUUGGCAUGCCAAUCUAUGUCUGGUUUCUGUAAACCAAGCAACCAAACUGCCAUGUUAGUUCGGUGCUUCUCGCUGUUGUAACAAAAAUGCUGCAACGCAACCAUGAUGGUUUAACUUCUUUAUAAUAAGAGAUCAGGAAGCUUAUGCAUGAUUUUCCACAUAUGUGAUCUGACAAAAGUAAACAUGUGGGCAAGGGCAGUCUUCUUGUUGAUAAGGCUUGUAAGGGGUCCUUUUGUAUGGAUAUAUUACCAUCUGUAGGUAGGCUUGAGUCGAAGAGAUAUUGUUCUCUUUUUUAUAUCUAAUGUUCCAAAUUUUACUGAGAGUGCGUUGGUGGAAGACUUUGUUUAGUGAAUUGUAUGGAUACUGAAUUGUCAUUAAUUGACUUAUUUAUUU
Molecule: messenger RNA, 1206 nt
Organism: Elaeis guineensis (African oil palm)
Lineage: Eukaryota; Viridiplantae; Streptophyta; Magnoliopsida; Arecales; Arecaceae
Source: RefSeq, a predicted model, not a curated record